Molecule: messenger RNA, 2291 nt
Organism: Orbicella faveolata
Lineage: Eukaryota; Metazoa; Cnidaria; Anthozoa; Scleractinia; Merulinidae
Product: alpha-1,6-mannosyl-glycoprotein 4-beta-N-acetylglucosaminyltransferase-like
Biological process (GO): protein N-linked glycosylation
Molecular function (GO): acetylglucosaminyltransferase activity
Source: RefSeq, a predicted model, not a curated record
AGCUGUACGAUAUCGCUGUCAGUAUAUUUGUACUGUUACUCGGUAUUCGCUGCAGUUGGAUAAUAACGAUCAAUUUUAUUGACAUAAUGCUGUGGAUAUGCAAAACAUUAGCGCUCAAACAAUCUGUUCCCCGCAAACCCUGAAAGUCUGAUACAAAAGUUCAAGAACUUCAAUCAAUUCUAAGAAUGCGUUGCAGAUUUAUGAGCAGGUCUGUUAUAAAGUUUGCCUUUAUGCUCUUGACGGUUUUCGCCAUCGGGACUCUCUUUGUAAACAAGCACACUCCAUGUCGACUGGAUCAUCCGAGUCAAGUGGAUGGACUGCCAAUUAUCGUGACGGAAACAUCGAAAAGGAAUCGGUCUCUGGGCGAACAGCCUUCUAUUUGCCUGAACAAAAAGAUCAUAAAAAAUUCCACGAUAACUAGACUGGGGAGCUACCCUGAAGGAAAAGGCUUUCUUACUAUUGGAAUCUCAUCAAUUGCUCGUCCUCGUGGAGAUAACUACCUUAUUAGAACGAUGCAAGGCUUGAUAAACCGUACGAGUGACGUGGACAGGAGCGAAAUCUUCGUAGUGAUAUUCCUUGCAGACUUUGAUGAAGCAGCUAAAUCUGCUACUUUGAUGGAAUUGUCGAAUCGUUUCAGGAAAUACAUUGACCAAGGUUUCAUUCGUGUAAUCUUUGCACCAAAUGAUUUUUACCCGGCGCUCUCGAAUAUAAAAACGAAAUUUCGUGAUAAUCCGCAGAGGAUCUUUUGGCGCUCAAAGCAGAACGUAGACUUUGCGUUUUUAAUGUGCUAUUGCCAUGGUCUCUCGCAGUACUAUCUUCAUUUAGAAGACGAUGUACUUCCAGCGCCAAGCUUUUAUCCCAAGCUCCGUGAUUUCAUCUCAUCGGUUAAGACACCUUGGCCCAUUCUAGACGCUUCCACCAUGGGACACGUAGCCAAAAUUUAUCACGCCAACGACCUGGAGAAUCUUGCCACGUAUUUCUACCUCAUGUACGACGAAAUGCCCGUUGACUGGUUGAUUACGCUUUGGCGACAGAUUAAAUAUGACCGACCUUACCACCAUCAAGAGUUUAUUUUUCCUCCAGCCUCCCUUUUUCAACAUAUUGGAAGUUAUUCUUCUUUUGCGGAAAACAAGGGCCGUGAUACCAAUUUAUCGAGAGAAAAAUAUUUUGACCAGUACGACCUCAAAUACAAGGGUUUGAAUCCCUCGGCGACCGUCAGCAGCCAAAUGACGUCUAGUUACGGACAACCACAAGAUGCUUACAACAGAGGUUAUGGCUAUUUCAGGACCAAGGAAGUCAGAAAAGAUGACUUUAUUAUUAUCCAGUUUACUCCAGCAGUGUCGAUAAGUAAAGUGUUCGUUGAUACAGGUUCCUGUAUUGCUCCUAAUGAUCACCUUCAGUCGGCUGUUUUGCAAGUAAGUUUUAACAAUGAAAAAGAACAACAGACAAAUGGAAUUAAAACUUGUACAGUGUUUGAGACAAUUGGAAAUUUCCAACACGGGAAAGUAGAAGUCACUUUGAAUGAAGGUAAAAACAUAUCGUGUUUACGGGUGUUGGUGACACAAAACCAGAAUUACUGGGUUUUCUUCAGGGAGAUUGAUGUUUGGCAAGUUUAAACUCAAGUCUUUGUACUCAGGCCUUAAUUCAGUUUCAAGUUUGCAGAGAGGACUCUCCAGUAUAGGCAAGAGACUAUCUCGUUUUCCUAAUUUUUUUGGUCAGUACCAAAAUGACCGUUGUGUUGACGGACUCCAUGGCGAGUUAAUGGCCAACAACAACAACAGCAGCAGCAGCAACAACAACAACAACGACAGCCACAAUAAUAACAAUAACACCCACAAGACUACAGUAACGACCGUACGAUAGCAAAAAAAAUAUAGCAACACUAAUAGCACCAACAGCAGGAGCAAUAACAACAACAGCUGAUGCAGAACAGCAAAAACUAAUAAAAUCAUAGCAAUGGUGAUAACAAUAACAAUAACAACAUCAACGACAGCGAUAGUAGCAACAAUCAAACAUAAUAAUUAUUGCUAUCAAUAUCAUAUACGCGGCCAUAUAGGCAAUCAGUCUCUUAAAAACGCGCGCUCUGCGGCCCUACAGCUGAUUGGUUCACGGCCCCGUCCGAUGAAUUUAAACCAGUCAGGUUACUUUGCGGACGAACUACACGCAACUGUGACAAGAACAACAAUAGCAAUAGUAAUGACAUUAACAACAAGAGUAUCAUCAUCAUGAUCAUCAUCACCAAAAGUAACAACAACAGCAACAACAACAGCAGUGACAAGAAAAACAAUAGC